Oryza brachyantha (malo sina) is the source of this 949-nucleotide messenger RNA. Its product is annotated as pathogenesis-related protein 1-like. The coding region runs from base 76 to 609 and encodes 177 amino acids. Gene Ontology annotation, cellular component: extracellular region. Lineage: Eukaryota; Viridiplantae; Streptophyta; Magnoliopsida; Poales; Poaceae. The transcript has a single exon. The record is from RefSeq and is a predicted model, not a curated record.
AUACAAGCUAGUAUACAUAUAUACAAUAUAACCUGUUUGCUUUGUUGGUGUUAAUUAAAGCUUUAAUUGGCAUCAAUGGCAGGGUCAUCAAGCUGCAGGGUAGCCUGGUGGAUGUCGGUAGCUGCAAUGCUUGCAGUUGCACUGGUGGCCAUGGCACCGACGGCGUGCAUGGCGCAGAACACGCAGCAGGACGUCGUGGACCUGCACAACGCGGCGAGGUCCGACGUCGGCGUCGGGCCGGUGACAUGGAACGACACGGUGGCGGCCUACGCGGAGGCGUACGCGGAGAAGCGCCGCGGCGACUGCCUGCUGCAGCACUCGGACUCCAGCGGGCUGUACGGCGAGAACCUCUUCUUGGGCUCCGCCGGCGGCAACUGGACGGGGUCUGACGCCGUGGCGUUGUGGGUGGCGGAGAAGCAGUGGUACGACCACGCCAGCAACAGCUGCUCGGCGCCGGCGGGGAGCUCGUGCGGCCACUACACGCAGGUGGUGUGGAGCAACUCGACGGAGAUCGGCUGCGCCGGCGUCGUCUGCGACAACAACCUCGGCGUCUUCAUCACCUGCAACUACUCGCCGCCGGGCAACGUCGACGGCGAGUCCCCUUACUAAUAAGUACACUAUACGUACCAUGCAUACGCAUCGUAUGCGUAUACGUACACGGCUAUAUAUGUGUUUAUAUACGCUGAUCCGGCCAGCUGCAGAAGUACUAUACUAUAUACGUACGUUUCUACGUGUGUAUGUAGUAGUGGUUCAUAUAUAGUCUUAUAUUACACGCGCUUCGUAUGGAUGCAGUCGUCAUGCAUGUAGCGCGUCUUCGCAGUUCGUGCAUGUACGUAGACGUACGUAUAAGAAUGUGCGUAUAAAUGUAUGUAUUUGUGCCGAGUGGAAUAAUAAAGCCGCCGCCGCGUGCGAUCGAUACGCCAAUAGUAUUGUACUUCCUCUGGGUCUU